AUGGGUUAUUUAGAAAAAAAAGUUUUUUUUUUUAUAUUUCCAAUCUUAAUUAUUAUAUUCCUAUUGGGAAUGAUUCAAUUUAUAAAAUAUAAAAACAAUGAAAUAAUUGAAUGUUUAAGUGAUAGUGUUAAUGUAAGAUACGAUUUAUCAUACUACAAAUAUAAAUUACCAAGAAAAUACAUAAGAGAUAAAGAAUACUUAAUUGUUCUAUCCAAUGGUAAACUAGAAGCUAAUCAAGUUAAUUCCGAUGAAAAACUAGUUGUUGCCACAGAAGAUAUAAAAUUAGAUUUAGUAAAACUUUAUGGUGAUUCAAAUGAAUUUCAAACUUUUACAAUUAAAAAAGAAGAUGCUUUUAGAAGGAGAAAAAUAAGGAUGGGUUCAGAAAAACAAUAUAUGGCAUCAAUGGUAAUUACCAAAGAAGAUGGUACUGUAUUAACAUACACUAACAAUUCAAUCCCUAAAAAUUCUUUUAAAAAUUAUAAGGUCGAAACUAUUAAAGUCUUAACAAAGCAUGGUUUUCAUUUCUUUCCAACUAGUUUUAUAGGAAGAAAAAAAAUAAAUAAUUUAAAAAAAUUUAAAAUUAUUUUCUCUAUUCAAUGUUAUAGAUUAAUUUCUUUUAUUAAAAAUAAAAUUAUAUAA
Dictyostelium discoideum AX4 is the source of this 639-nucleotide messenger RNA. RefSeq lists its product as hypothetical. Lineage: Eukaryota; Evosea; Eumycetozoa; Dictyosteliales; Dictyosteliaceae. The record is from RefSeq and is a predicted model, not a curated record. The transcript has a single exon. Bases 1 to 639 code for a protein of 212 amino acids.